AUGGAUGAGGCGGAGUGUGACGAUUGGGUGCUGGUCCGCCGCCCCACCGAGGCGGAGAUUAUGGCGUCGUCCGGUGGGGAGUGGACCGGCUUCACGGACGAGCGGCCGCCUCUCAAGGUCGUGUUCGAGGCACCGGCAAAGUACUGGACCGACGCCUCUCCCAUCGGCAACGGUAGCCUCGGAGCCAUGGUGUGGGGGAGCGUACCCACAGAGACUAUACAACUCAACCGUAAGUGCCGUAGUCAUCGCCGUAUUUUGCUGCCUUAGGCCCUCUUCCUCACUCUAAAAUCGGGAAUCCACUUGCUGGCUUCCAUAACACGAAAAUUUCAGCGUGUGUUCGUGCCAGUUGCGUCUGCUGCCAUUAAAGUACUGUGUGAUUCUCUAUGGGAGUGAAGAAGAUCAACCUGCUUCUUGGCUUUUUUUGGUUCUUGGCCAACUUCUACUUGAUCUUGAUUGGGUCACCAAUCUAAUGGUUAUUGAAGCACGAGAACAUACUAGACAUUUUUUCGACGAAACUAAGAUCCAGGUUACACUAGAUAGUACUUUUCAUGAUAAGGAUUGAAUCUCUUCCUCCUUCAUGUCCUAUGACCGAUAUAUCUAGGAGUUGAGCAAUGGCUGCCCUCCCUAGUGUGUGAACCUUAAGUGAGGAGAUAGAGCUUGCCGCACUUCAUUUGCUUUGGUCAGGUGGGCUAGUGUAUUUGAAUUAUAACUUAUAAUGUUUUUAUGACGAGUCCAUGGACGGUUCCACUGCACGACAGUACACCUAUAAUAUGUGAAAUGAUCAGAAAUAUAUCAGUAGCAAUUUAUAUCUAAAAGCGCUCUUAGUGGCCCAGACUCUCCUAUUUAUCUUUUUAGUAUUUCAACAGGUCUUCUGAUAACCAUGAAGAGUGCUCUUAAAGUAUAAUUUGGUGUUUUUGAAUCAUUUCUUUGGUAGAUUCGUGAGAUAUAUUUUCCCAAUAAAACUCAUGGGAUCUCGUGCAGAUGAUACUCUUUGGACUGGAAAGCCCGGCAACUUCACAAAUCCAGAAGCUCCUGGUAUCCUAUCAAAGGUCAGGAAGCUCGUUGACGAUGGAAAAUAUGCAGAAGCCACAUCGCUAGCAUAUGGCUUGUCAGACCGUUCUCCUGAUGUAUGUAUUAGUGUUGCUCCAGAAUAGAAUCGUAGUUUGAUUUAUAUUUAUUGUCAUCACAAAGAAUUUGCAUAAAUAUCACAUUUUUCUUUAAUAAGUGAUCGCAUAAAUAUCACAAAAACUUCUUUAAUUUUAAUUAUUUUUCUAGUGUUUUGAAUGGCGGGAAUCAAGCAACAAGUACCUGAUGCAAACGCAUAACGUUCUUUUGCAAUAUUGAGUAUAUAUGAUCGGGACCAAGUGUAGAGUGAAUGGAAGGAACAUCGAUGUAAAAAUAUUGAUUUUACAGUUUACACCAUGCCAAGGGGACAGUUUAAUGCUGUCGACGCUAUUAUUAUGUACAAUAGCCUGUUGGUGAAAUAUUUAUGCCAGUGAUUUGGAUGGAGAAGUGUUAUGACAGUGUCCAUUUAAUUGAAUUUGAUGAUAUGUUGAUAUUGGUUAAUGUGGCGGUAACUUUGUUUAUUAUGGAUGUGGCAUUUUUGUGAGAUCAGUAUUGGGAAUGUGAAGUGACUGAAUUGCGAACAGUUUUCCGCUCUGAAGAAACAAAAAUCAGGCCAUGAGUGCAAUUGGGAGACGAGCUUAUGUCGAUGGAAAUACAUUACCAGAGAAUUCUCUUUCAUUUCAUUGAUCUAAUUGAGCUGACUUCAUGAUGAGCUAAAUGAAUCAUUUUUCAAAAAUAUGAAAUCUUGUUAGGGGCACAUCUUGAAAGCAUAUGAUAUCACAUUCGGGAUUUUUACCCAGGAAUCUAGCUCAAGGGUUCCUAAGGGGCAGCGAAGGAAACGAGUAGAACAAUAAUGAACUGAAAUGGAAACUUUAUUCUUAUAGUAUUCAUUUUCAACCGUUAAGAGUUUACUAGUAGAUUAUUUCAAUCGUUUUUGUGAAUUGUUCUUGAACGUACGGAUCGAAUAAAAAAUUUACAAGAAAAUUGUGGUGAGAAUUUUCUAACUGAAGUAUACCUAUGCAGCCUUCUGUUCUGAUCAUGUUUAUUUGUUUAUGAAGGCUUAUCAACAGCUUGGGGAUAUCAAGUUAGAAUUUGAUGAGUCUCAUGGCACGUAUACAGCUUAUCAAAGAGAACUUGAUCUGGAUACGGCAGUGGUCAAGGUGAAGUAUGCUCUCGGAGAUGUAGAUUACACAAGAGAAUCCUUCUCCUCAUAUCCACAUCAAGUGAUAGUGACCAAGAUUUCUGCAAGUAAAAUGGGCUCUUUGUCUUUUACAGUAUCUUUGGACAGUAAAUUACAUCAUCAUUCAAGUGUAAAUGGUGAGAAUCAGAUCAUCCUAGAAGGCAGUUGUCCUUGGACGAGAAUCGCACCAAAGGGAAAUUCCUCUUCUGAUCCAAAGGGAAUUAAGUUUUCUGCAAUUCUUGAUUUACAGAUUAGUGGUGAUUCUGGCCUAGUGCAAGUUCAAGACGGUAGAAAGUUGAGGGUUGAAAAUUCAAGCUGGGCUGUUCUGCUUCUGGUGGCAUCAUCUUCUUUUGACGGGCCAUUUGCCAAUCCAUCAAGUUCCAGGAAGGAUCUGACUGCUGCAUUAAUUGGUACCAUGAGUGUUGUGAAAAAAAAUUCUUUUGCGCAGUUAUUUGCGAAUCACUUGAAUGAUUAUCAGGAACUCUUUCAUCGAGUCACAUUGAGAUUGCCAAAUAGCUCCAAGAGUGGAUCCAGAGGAAAUAUAUCAUCCUUUUCCAAGAGGAAUCCUUUUGAUGUCCAUUUGGAUGGGAAUAUUGGACUUCCUCCGGUCAAUAUGACCUCAGCCAGUUUUUUUGAUGAUGCUUUGAUUUCCACUGCUGAGAGAGUGAAAUCUUUCAGAUCAGAUGAAGAUCCUUCUUUGGUUGAACUUCUGUUUCAAUAUGGUCGUUAUUUGCUUAUAUCUUGUUCACGGCCUGGAACUCAGGCCGCAAAUUUACAAGGAAUAUGGAGCAAAGAUCUCGAACCACCAUGGGAGUAUGAUUCUCGAUAUAUGUUAUAAUCGUUUUCCUUUUACGAUGAUACUUUUCGCACUACAUAAAGGAGGGGGAGUGGGAAGAAAAAAAAACCGACUUCGAAAAUACAUUCAUGUCAGACACGGAUUACUAGUUUUUUCAUUCGGUCAUAGCCAUUUAUGUGUGGACUUGUGAGGAAGGGGAAAAAUGACUGGUGCUAAUGCCAUUUCUUACUUUUCUCUACUUUUUGGGCUACCUUUAAUUCUGCUUAUUGCAACAACAAAAAACUCUUGGAUCAUCAUCCCGUUUAUCUCAAUCAUCUUAAGAAGAGAAUUUGAAACGGUUAUUAGAUGAAAUAGUAAAACGCCUCUAGUGGUGCUCAUUUCUAAAGGAACUAUUAGGACCGAAGAACGAAAAUUACUUGCUCGCAUCUGGGGCCACAUUGUUUUCCAUUAUUCAACUGCUUUAAACACGUCAUGCCUGCUAUACUGUAUUUACUGAUUCCUUCGCUAAUAUUGGUUUAAGUCUUCUCCGGGUUUCAGACUUAUUGAUUAGAAAAUAUUAUUAAUGUUUGAUUUUCUUCCAUGCUCUAUAUUAUUUUUAACCUGCAUGGUCAUCUGAUCUUCGGAAUGCAAGAUGUUGCAUUCCUUUAAACAUGACAGUCAGUGCAGGAAAUGGAUUCAACAUUUACUUUUCAAAAUAAAAGCUGUCAUUUGACAUCUGCCCAAAAAUCUCACUGUUGUUUUUUAAUCUUUCAGUGCAGCUCCUCACCUAAAUAUCAAUCUCCAGAUGAACUACUGGCCCUCACUUUCUUGCAAUCUCAGCGAAUGCCAGGAACCAUUGUUUGAUUACAUCUCUUCUCUAGCGAUCAAUGGAGCUAAAACGGCAAAGGUAAGAUCAUAGUUCUUCUUACAUAACGACUUAUUGUUUUGUGACCAGUAUUAUCGACAGAUCGUCCUUCUGAUAGAAAAUAGUUAUGGAGGCCAUCCUGGUAGGCAUUGUUGCGUGCUCAGACAUUUCAGUGCAGAAAAAUUGACGUACAAGAGACAAGUAAAUUUUCAAUGGAAGAAAGAUGUUUAUGAAAUGAAUAUACAUGUCAUUUACCGUGGAGCGUAGUUCUACUUCUGUUUUAUCAUGGAAAAUUUAAGGGAAUCAAGGUCCAUUGUUACACGAAAACCAAAAGGAAUGUUGGGUGUCGAUUAGCGUCAUCUUCAUUCACCAAAAGGCAGGAAUGAGUUUAUCCUACUUACUCGAACUGUUUACUUGGUACCAAUGAAUCUGUUAUCAAUAUCCUUGAAAUUCAUUCACAGAGAAUGCUUUUAUGCUUUACUUGGAUGAGCUAUUCGUUAACUUUAACACGUUGAUUAAACCGCCUAAUUUUCUUUUCUCAAGAUACAUGUUUCAAUCAUUGUCUUUUGUAAUAUGAAAAUAGGAAUUUUUUUAUAUUAUUCAAGUUUGGUCAUUUGACUGCUAGUAUACAGGUGAACUACGAGUGUAGUGGUUGGGUGGCACAUCAAGUCUCAGAUAUAUGGGCAAAAACAUCACCAGAUAACGGUGAUCCUGUCUGGGCAUUGUGGCCAAUGGGAGGAGCAUGGAUUUGUACUCAUCUAUGGGAGCAUUAUACUUUUUCUAUGGACAAGGUAUCGUGUUAAAGCGCUUUGACAAUGACUAAUUUUAUUAUUUAGAUUACAUUUUAGUUAUUUAUCCGAAAUUUAACUUGUGUUAAUUUGUUUUUUAUGAAUACAAUCUUCACCUUUCUGAGGAGGGUGGACAUCCGUCAUUCUGAAGAAAGCAUAUAAAUUUUGGCUUGAUGGUAUGCGAGUUCCCUAAAGAUCAAUAAACGCUACUCUAUUGAAAGGAAACAAUUUAAAAGUUGUACGAGGACCAAAUCUAUGAAAAUGGCAUUUUCUGUUGGGAACGUGUAGAAAUAUGUGGUAAAAAUAAUUAUCCCAGGGCAUUCAAAACUAAGAAAAUUUCAUACAUUUACUGAAAUGGGAAGGGAAAUAUGCUGGUUCUUGUGAUUAUGAUGUGUCCAUGUGCUGCAGUAAAUUUGGGCUAAGAUUGUAUAAAGGGCAUCAUGCCAUAUACUAUCUCUAACUGCAUCUCCCUUGCGUCAGUAUGGGGUUCAUAUGUGGAUGGAUAAUUUAGUACGGUGCAGAUUGCUAAGGAUUUAUCCUCAGCAGAUAUGAGAUUCUCUAACCCUCCCUGUUAUGCACGUCCAGGUUUUUCUUCAGAAUAGAGCUUACCCUUUGCUCCAAGGUUGCGCAUCUUUUCUCUUGGACUGGAUGAUUGAAGGACAAGGAGGAUUCCUAGAAACCAACCCAUCGACUUCGCCUGAGCAUGCUUUCAUUGCACCUGACGGUAAGACUGCGAGUGUCAGCUAUUCUUCGACCAUGGACAUUGCAAUCACGAAAGAGGUUUUUUCUGCUGUUAUUUCGGCUUCUGAGGUAAACCUCAUACUGGAUAUUAGAUAGAGAGAGAGAGAGAGAGAGAGAUUCCAGCUAGAUUUCUGCAUACUUAUAAUGGAUUAUCUCGUUUUCUGUGUACAACCUAGGUUCUGGGAAGAACAGAGGAUGAUUUUAUACAAAAAGUUAGAAAGGCACUAUCAAGGCUUCCUCCAACAAGAAUCGCCAGGGAUGGUUCUAUAAUGGAAUGGGUACCUAGUUCUUCACUCUCACCCUAAAUUACUCAAAUCAUGUUCUGCACAGCUCACGAGGUCUCAUAGCCUUCUCUUCCCCUUACUCGAGCAGGCACAAGAUUUUCAGGAUCCUGAAGUGCAUCAUCGCCAUUUGUCGCAUUUGUUUGGCCUUUUUCCCGGGCAUACGAUUACUAUGGAAAAGAACCCAGACUUAUGCAGAGCUGCUGAUUACACCCUGUACAAAAGAGGUCAGAAAAUUUAUGUAGAUCAAAACUUGGUCUUUUUUUUUCAUUUUUCGUGCGAAAAUUCUACUGUUAGGUUAGAAUAUUGUGCAUACAUAAUUAAAUUUCUCCGCUAACGUGAUGUUUCUUCUGACUCACACAGUAGAUGAUAAAAAUCCUGGUGGUAGCAGUAUCCUAUAAUUUAUAGAUACUAAUGAAGAAGGGUGAUCUACAGACUAGUGUGGAUGAGAAUGAAGAAAAAUCACUAAAAACACACACACGAAGCAUACAGGAAUUGAUUUGAACAAUCGGCAAAAGAAAAUACGUGGAAUUAUCUUGGGAAGAUUACCUUCCAACCUGAUCCUGUUUGUGUUGGAACAUCUCCUGAAGUGAAUGACAGGCUAUGAAAAGUGGAGAUCUUAUGUGAUUUAUUUUAAGGUCAUAGAUGCCGGUAGCUACUGACGAUUCAGAAUAGCUUGAAGCGACUGAACCAGUGUGGGUAUGUGCAGGGGACGAAGGGCCCGGUUGGUCGACCACAUGGAAGAUGGCGCUGUGGGCGCACCUCCACAACAGUGGCCACGCCUACAAGAUGGUCCUGCAGUUGAUCAACCUGAUCGAUCCAGAACACGAAUCUAGCUACGAAGGGGGGCUCUACAGCAACCUGUUCACCGCCCACCCGCCCUUCCAGAUCGACGGGAACUUCGGGUAUGUCUCUCUUCACUGUUUCUAACGCAGAGCCGCCGCCGGUCGACGCAUUCGCUCCUCUCGUGGGGACCCUUCUGACGGCGCUGUCGACGCUCCCCUUCGCAGCUUCACCGCCGGCGUCGCAGAGAUGCUGGCCCAGAGCACCGAAACCGACCUGCACCUGCUCCCGGCGCUGCCGAGGGAUAAGUGGGCCAGCGGCAGCGUCCAAGGCCUAAAGGCCCGCGGCGGCGUGACGGUGAACAUCAGCUGGAAGGAAGGGGAACUCCACGAAGCUCGCCUCUGGUCCAAGACCCAGACGGUGGUCAAGAACCUGCACUACAGGGGCACCGUCGUCUCCGCCGAGCUGACCCGCGGCUACGUUUUCACGUUCGACGGCCGCCUCCGGUGCCUGCGGGCGCUGCCGCCGCUUGCCUCCUCGGUCAGGAUUCUUUUACUAAUUAUCUAUUUCCUUUCUUUCUUUCUUUCUUUCUCUCUCCUGGCAGAUGGGGCAGAUUUGCGGCGAGCCAUGAUUUUAUUGUAUUAA
Messenger RNA from Spirodela intermedia, 7123 nucleotides. Lineage: Eukaryota; Viridiplantae; Streptophyta; Magnoliopsida; Alismatales; Araceae. The record is from the annotation of a GenBank genome assembly.